Molecule: messenger RNA, 695 nt
Organism: Ilyonectria robusta
Lineage: Eukaryota; Fungi; Ascomycota; Sordariomycetes; Hypocreales; Nectriaceae
Exons: 2
Coding region: 103-567 (154 amino acids)
Source: RefSeq, a predicted model, not a curated record
GCUCUUGUGGUGCAGUUGGCUUGAACACUAGGUACGCCUCGUUAUGCGGUGAGGAGGAGGAAAUGACAAGAGAAGAUGGACAGCGGCUAGGAUGGUAAGUAGAUGGGAGAAACAACGGCCUUUCAACCGAGAAUCGCGACAGCCACGUAUAGAGUUAAAGCGUGGAGAGCGGUGUCUAGGAUCAUCACCGCGGCGAAACGGGAUGGAAGCGAGCCAUUCCAAGGCCACAGCCAAACGAGCAGGGAGCGGAACGGAAACGAAGGCAAAUGGAAAUGGGAGCGCAAGGGAGCGAGCGAGGGAGCACCUAGGUCCAGACGCCAUGAUACGGACGCAUCAGGAACGAACAGACGAAACGAUGCACAUCUCACCCCUUACCCAACAGCUGGGCGCCUCCACCUCCGCAUCCGGGGCGUAGCUCUAAUGGAGCUGCUCUCGAAGCACGACGAAAGAAUGGGAGGGGCUCACGGCGUGAGAGCCCCCGUCAGAGCCCCCGUGAAGGCGAAUCGUCAUGGGAAUUGUAGGCGGCGAGAUCGGGGUGAGGACUCGGCCUUGGACCAGAGAGGCUAGAGCAGAGAAGACGCUGGGGAAGGAUGAGGGAAAACUGGCGUGGACGAGUGAGAGUCCUCGAGAGGCGAGAGGCGAAAGGCGAAAGACUAUUAGAUCGGACACUGCGCCGGCUCCGCCCAUUGGCGCUU